CUGACAUCGUCUAAAGAAGGAAAAUUUGGCAAAUGACAUGCAGGUUCUUCAAGGAAGAAUAAUAGCAGAAAAUCUCCAAAGGACCCCAGCUGCAGAUGUUCUGAAUACCUCUGAGUAUAGAAACUGAUUAUUCAACCAGGAUACCUAAUUCAAGACCUCCAGAAAUCAAGAGACAUAUUGUCAGUUUGCGACAUUGGACCAAAUACCAUGAAGUAUUCUUGCUGCGCUCUGGUUUUGGCUGUCCUGGGCACAGAAUUGCUGGGGAGCCUCUGUUCGACUGUCAGAUCCCCGAGGUUCCGAGGACGGAUACAGCAGGAACGAAAAAACAUCCGACCCAACAUUAUUCUUGUGCUCACUGAUGACCAAGAUGUGGAGCUGGGGUCCCUGCAAGUCAUGAACAAAACGAGAAGGAUUAUGGAACGCGGUGGGGCCACCUUUACCAAUGCCUUUGUGACCACACCCAUGUGCUGCCCGUCCCGGUCCUCCAUGCUCACCGGCAAGUAUGUGCACAACCACAACGUCUACACCAACAAUGAGAACUGCUCCUCACCCUCGUGGCAGGCAAUGCAUGAGCUUCGGACUUUUGCUGUGUAUCUUAACAACACUGGCUACAGAACAGCCUUUUUUGGAAAAUACCUCAAUGAAUAUAAUGGCAGCUACAUCCCUCCCGGGUGGCGAGAAUGGCUUGGAUUAAUCAAGAAUUCUCGUUUCUAUAAUUACACUGUUUGUCGCAAUGGCAUCAAAGAAAAGCAUGGAUUUGAUUAUGCAAAGGACUACUUCACAGACUUAAUCACUAACGAGAGCAUUAAUUACUUCAAAAUGUCUAAGAGAAUGUAUCCCCAUAGGCCCAUUAUGAUGGUGAUCAGCCACGCUGCACCCCACGGCCCCGAGGACUCAGCCCCACAGUUCUCAAAACUGUACCCCAACGCUUCCCAACACAUAACUCCUAGUUAUAACUAUGCACCAAAUAUGGAUAAACACUGGAUUAUGCAGUACACAGGACCAAUGCUGCCCAUCCACAUGGAAUUUACAAACGUCCUACAGCGCAAAAGGCUCCAGACUUUGAUGUCAGUGGAUGAUUCUGUGGAAAGGCUGUAUAACAUGCUUGUGGAGACGGGGGAGCUGGAGAACACUUACAUCAUUUACACUGCAGACCACGGUUACCACAUUGGGCAGUUUGGACUGGUCAAGGGGAAAUCCAUGCCAUAUGACUUUGAUAUUCGAGUGCCUUUCUUUAUUCGUGGUCCAAGUGUAGAGCCAGGAUCAAUAGUCCCACAGAUCGUUCUCAACAUUGACCUGGCCCCUACGAUCCUGGAUAUCGCUGGGCUUGACACGCCUCCCGAUGUGGACGGCAAAUCUGUCCUCAAACUUCUGGACCUGGAAAAGCCAGGUAACAGGUUUCGAACAAGCAAGAAGGCCAAAAUUUGGCGUGAUACAUUCCUAGUGGAAAGAGGCAAAUUUCUACGUAAGAAGGAGGAAUCCAGCAAGAAUAUCCAACAGUCAAAUCACCUGCCCAAAUAUGAGAGGGUCAAAGAACUAUGCCAGCAGGCCCGGUACCAGACAGCCUGUGAGCAACCUGGGCAGAAGUGGCAGUGCAUUGAGGAUACAUCUGGCAAGCUUCGAAUUCACAAGUGUAAAGGACCCAGUGACCUGCUCACGGUCCGGCAGAGCACGCGGAACCUCUACUCUCACGGCUUCCAUGACAAGGACAAAGAGUGCAAUUGUAGGGAGUCUGGUUACCGCGCCAGCAGAAGCCAGAGGAAGAGUCAAAGACAGUUCCUGAGAAACCAGGGGACUCCAAAGUACAAGCCCAGAUUUGUUCAUACCCGGCAGACACGUUCCUUGUCAGUAGAAUUUGAAGGUGAAAUAUAUGACAUAAAUCUGGAAGAGGAAGAACUACAAAUGUUGCAACCAAGGAACCUUGCCAAGCGUCAUGAUGAAGGCCACAAGGGGCCAGGAGGUCACCAGGCUGCCAGUGGUGGCAUUGGGGAUGGGAUGCUGGCAGAGAGCAGAAAUGCCGUGGGCCCGCCUACCACUGUCCGAGUGACACACAAGUGUUUUAUUCUUCCAAAUGAUACAAUCCAUUGUGAGAGAGAACUGUAUCAAUCAGCCAGAGCCUGGAAGGACCAUAAGGCAUACAUUGAUAAAGAGAUUGAAGCUCUGCAAGAUAAAAUUAAGAAUUUAAGAGAAGUGAGAGGACAUCUAAAGAGAAGAAAGCCUGAGGAAUGUGGCUGUAGUAAACAGAGCUAUUAUAAUAAAGAGAAAGGUACAAAAAAGCAAGAGAAAUUAAAGAGCCAUCUUCACCCAUUCAAGGAGGCCGCUCAGGAAGUAGACAGCAAAUUGCAGCUCUUCAAGGAGACCCGCAGGAGGAGGAAGGAGAGAAAGGAAAAGAGGCGGCAGAGGAAGGGCGAGGCGUGCAGCCUGCCCGGACUCACCUGCUUCACUCACGACAACAACCACUGGCAGACGGCCCCGUUCUGGAACCUGGGAUCUUUCUGUGCUUGCACGAGUUCUAACAAUAACACUUACUGGUGUUUGCGUACAGUUAAUGAGACGCAUAAUUUUCUUUUCUGCGAGUUUGCUACUGGCUUUUUGGAGUAUUUUGAUAUGAAUACAGAUCCUUAUCAGCUCACAAAUACCGUGCACACGGUAGAACGGGGCAUUUUGAAUCAGCUACACGUACAACUGAUGGAGCUCAGAAGCUGUCAAGGGUAUAAGCAGUGCAACCCAAGACCUAAGGGCCUGGAAGUUGAGGACAGUUAUGGGAUGGAUGGGAAGGUUAAUUGGCCCAGUCUCACUGCAGACAUCAACUGGCAAGGCCUGCAGGAUUUAUACAGUGUGAAUGAAAGCAUCUACGAGUACAGACAAAACUACAGACUUAGUCUGGUUGACUGGACUAAUUACUUGAAGGAUGUAGAUAGAGUAUUUGCACUGCUGAACAGUCACUAUGAGCAAAAUAAAACAAAUAAGACUAAAACUGCUCAACGUGAUGGGUUCUCGGAUAUCUCUGCAGUGCCCUCUGUGCCAAUAGAGAUGGCCUCUGCUGAGUCAGAUGAAGACCCAAGUCAUAUGGUUGGGGAAGCACCUCAGUUGGCCUUGCCAGCUGACCUUCAAACCCUGCAUUUGAACCGACCAACAUUAAGCCCAGAGAAUAAACUUGAAUGGAAUAAUGACAUUCCAGAGGUUAAUCAUUUGAAUUCUGAACACUGGAGGAAUGGUAAAACUGAAAAGUGGAUGGCGCAUGAAGAGAUAAAUCACAUUGAAAGCGAUUUCAGUGGCAAUGGCAUGACAGAGCUGGUGUUCCAGCCCCACCCCAGGCUGCAGCCUGCUAGCAGGCAUCAGAAAGAACUCCCCCAGGACGGAAGUCCAGGAGAGGAUGUGUUUGAAGAUCAGCUGUACCUUCCUGUGCAUCCUGAUGGUGCCCCUGUUCAUCAGACGUUCAAUGUGUCCACCGUGGAGCCACCUAUUAAUUCCAGCAUAGUGACGAGGAUGUUGCCCAAGGAAGAGAAUCACAGAAUGGAGGACUUAUGGCAUCUAGAAGGCAGUGCCUCCUCUCCGCUCUCCUCUGAUUAGAUGAGAUUUUUACCUUACCCUAAACACAGUAUUUCUUUUUAACUUUUAUUUGUAAACUAAUAAGGGCAAUCAUAGCUACCAACAUUCUGAGCUCCCCUGGGUGCAUUUGUGCAGUGGAAGUCAGCGUGCGUGUGAGCACGCGAUGUGCACACAGGGCCUCAUUGCUGUGGUGCGCUCUUUACCAAGAGUAGAAAGAAAGGUUGGGAACUUCUGGGUGUUCUGGUUUUUGUUUUUUGUUUGUUUGGUACUAAAACAGUAUUAUCUUUUGAACAUUGUAAGGACAUGCAUAUAUAAAUGUUGUCCAAUCAAGAUGGCUAGAAUUGUGCCUUUCUAAGUUUCUAAAACCUGACAUCCUCGGUGAAUCUUUCAACACACGUCUAUUGCCUGCGUGCGUAUGACAUUUUGAUUCAUUUUUAAUCACUGGAAUUUUUCAAUGCUGUCAUUUUUAUUUCAAUGAUUUUGCACUUUGAGGUUAAAAUGCCAUAUCGACUUGGUUAGUCUUAUUUUUUAUUGUUACAGGCUUAUCACAGUCUCACUGUUCACUCUCAGUGUGACAGAGUCAAACAGACCCUCAAGGACGACACACAGUAUGGAUCACAUAUUGUUGAUCAUAUGCUUUGCCAGAAAAUACUGCAUGUGUUUUACCUCGACUUGCUAAAAUUGAUUAGCAGAAAGGCAUGGCUGAUAAUGUUGGUGGUAAAAAUAAAUAAACAAAACAAAGAUUGCCUGCUCUCCCUGUGCCUACCUUCAAGAUGUUCAUCAUAUGCUUAAGACUGCUAAAUUUUGGUUAUUUUCUUGACAGGAGGAAAAGGACUGAAGACCUUUUAUUUUCAUCUUUGUUUUGUUUUCUUGGCCCAGUUAGUAAUAAGCUUAAGUGCUGAGAAAAUAUAUUUAGUUUUGGAUUUAUAUGAGGAACUUUUUUCAGUGAAAUAUCAUGAA
This is a messenger RNA of Cynocephalus volans (Philippine flying lemur), 4512 nucleotides long. It is a transcript of the gene SULF1, whose product is annotated as sulfatase 1. The transcript is spliced from 20 exons. Gene Ontology annotation, biological process: glomerular basement membrane development; positive regulation of vascular endothelial growth factor production; positive regulation of Wnt signaling pathway. The coding region runs from base 208 to 3573 and encodes 1121 amino acids. Gene Ontology annotation, molecular function: calcium ion binding; glycosaminoglycan binding; N-acetylglucosamine-6-sulfatase activity. Lineage: Eukaryota; Metazoa; Chordata; Mammalia; Dermoptera; Cynocephalidae. The record is from RefSeq and is a predicted model, not a curated record. Gene Ontology annotation, cellular component: endoplasmic reticulum; Golgi apparatus; plasma membrane.